AUGGAUGAGACGAGAUUAGAGGAAUUCGUGCGACAACUGUCUGAUCUUGAAGUCGCACUAUUCCUCUCUCUGGUGGCGCGAGAACAUUGCCUCAUUGAGACCAGUGGUGACCUUGUUGACGACCUCGCCAGAGAACUAGCUUUGAUCUGCUCACACACCUUUGAUCUCUCGUAUUCUAUCCUUGAUUGUUCAACAGGGACCUCCAUUGAGGACUUCUAUGAUGAGAUCAUUACCGCAGAUGCCCGCAAGGGACUGGGGCGGCCGUCAUACUUCAGAUUAAAGACUGGAUCUUCGAGCAACCUUUCCACGUACAUGACACCACGGGAGCGUGAUCAAAGCAGAUCCCCAGGUCCAAGAAGCACCGCCGAUGAAAUCAACGUGGUUAACAUUGUUAUUGCCAAGAACUUCAAUUUUGUCGAUGAUGAUAUUCAAGUGCAAGCUCUACAGUUAAUGCAAACCCGAAGGUUGGCCACGGAGCCAGGAAUGUUAAACGCACCCACAGAUUUCCUUUUCAUACCACUGGUGGUGCGGGAGACUGAUCAACUCAAUCCACCACUGAAUACUCAUUUGAAUGAGCAUCUUCUUGUCUCUCAUUUCUACAGCUGGGUAGAUGGCUUCGUUUAUCUCGAGGAGGACGAAUGGCUAUCUGAUAGUCAGAUGUCGGCUUCAUCAGUAAUUCACAAGCCAAAGCAUCAACAGAAAAAAACUGCCAAAGUCGAUGAACUGAUGAUGGAAAAGCUACGGGAAGCUAGCGAAUCCGUCACUACAGGCACAGAAGUAGUCCGGUACAUGCAAGACAUCGUUGUCUUUUUACGUCUGAGCCGCGCUGUGGGUGGUGGUAUAUCCGCCAAGGCGAACUUCCAACUCGCACGGUUUGCAGAAUUCCUGGCACCUUUACAUGGCGUCGAUUACCUUACACCUUCGAUCGUGGCUCUCGCCGCGAGGAAAGUGUUCCGACACCGCAUCGUUGUCACAGCUCCUGGCCAGGAUCGGAGUUUACAGUACGGGAGUGAUUUGGUGGCUGUUUCCCAUGUCUUGUCGGACGUCACUCCGGACUCGAUUCUGGAUGGCGUCUUGGAGCUGGAGCCUCCCAUUUGA
Penicillium daleae is the source of this 1098-nucleotide messenger RNA. RefSeq lists its product as uncharacterized. The transcript has 7 exons. The coding region runs from base 1 to 1098 and encodes 365 amino acids. The record is from RefSeq and is a predicted model, not a curated record. NCBI's taxonomy places the organism in Eukaryota, Fungi, Ascomycota, Eurotiomycetes, Eurotiales, Aspergillaceae.